Aspergillus mulundensis is the source of this 2763-nucleotide messenger RNA. RefSeq names its product glycoside hydrolase family 78 protein. Bases 1 to 2763 code for a protein of 920 amino acids. NCBI's taxonomy places the organism in Eukaryota, Fungi, Ascomycota, Eurotiomycetes, Eurotiales, Aspergillaceae. The transcript has a single exon. The record is from RefSeq and is a predicted model, not a curated record. Gene Ontology annotation, biological process: carbohydrate metabolic process.
AUGGCCGGAAAGUUGUUUCUAGCAUCUCCAACAGUCGAGCAGCAUUCCUCCGGCUUUGGCGUGGGAACAGCGACUCCACGACUCUCCUGGCGCUUUCUUGAUGAAAGCUACCCACGCAACUGGAGACAGACUGCAUGUCAUAUUGAGGUUACCCGCGGUCCCGACUCGGAAACAGAAACCCAUGUAAUAGCCGGUGAUGCUUCGGUCCUGGUACCGUGGCCGAGUACGCCGUUGCGAUCUCGAGAAAGGGCCCGCGUACGGGUUCGCGCCUUCGGUCGCGGGGAAGACCAGCCUGAGGUGGAGCCAACUGAUUGGUCGCCCUGGACAGCGGUUGAAUGCUCGCUGUUGAGCAGGGACGACUGGAUUGCGCUCCCUAUCACUGACCUGACAGCUCCAAUCGAUGCCCCGAUACGUCCUAUACGAUUCCGCAAGACCUUCGAUCUCUCUACAAAGGGGACCAUUAAUCAAGCACGGCUUUACAUCACGAGCCUGGGGAUUUACCGAGCAUUCAUCAACGGCCGCGAGGUUAGCGACCAUUGCCUAGCGCCGGGCUGGACAAGCUACCGCUAUCGACUCAAUUACCAGACCUUGGAUGUUGGGCCUCUUCUAAAGCAGGAUGGUACGAAUGUAAUUGCUAUCGAGGUUGCAGAAGGCUGGUAUGCGACUCGGCUGGGCUUUUUGGGCGGACGAAGGCAACUCUACGGGGACAAGAUCGCAGCCCUUGCACAACUAGAAGUUCGGUUGGAGUCUGAGACAUUUUCUCUGGGCACUGAUAGUACCUGGGCUUGUCAGCCGAGCGCAAUUCUGAAGAGCGAAUACUACGAUGGCGAAGUCUACGAUGCGCGCGAAGAAAACCCAGACUGGAACAGCAACUCCCCUGACAAAACGAGCAACUCAGGCUGGCACCCUGUUCAAGAGCUGCAUUUCCCAACUGCUACUUUGGUCGCUCCGGAUGCGCCUCCGGUCCGGAUCACGGAAGAGAUCAAACCUAUAUCAGUGCAACAGACACCAUUAGGGAAGACUAUUGUUGACUUCGGCCAGAACCUAGUUGGCCGGUUACGCGUCAGCUCACUGAUCAAACCAUCCGGGGCCCGCGUUGUCUUGACGCAUGCUGAAGUGUUAGAAAACGGAGAACUGGCAACUCGACCAUUACGCAUUGCGAAAUGUACGGAUGAGAUUGUUUGCGCCGGAACAGAGUUGACGGACUGGUCGCCUCAAUAUACGUUUCAUGGAUUUCGGUAUGUCCAAGUCGACGGUUGGGAUGAAGAGAGUGACGGCUCCUUGCUUGCCAAUCUAACGGCCUUGGUGAUGCACACUGACAUGACUCGGACCGGUUGGUUUUCAUGCUCAAACCAAAUGGUGAACCAACUCCAUAAAAAUGCAUUAUGGAGUAUGCGGGGAAAUUUUGUUUCUAUUCCAACCGAUUGCCCCCAGCGCGAUGAGCGUCUGGGUUGGACGGGAGAUAUUCAAAUCUUUACCCCAUCCGCGAGCUUUCUAUACAAUACUGCUGGCAUGCUGGGCGAGUGGCUUCAAGACGUCGCCGUGGAGCAGUUCCAUGAAGGGAAGGACGGGUGUAUCCCACCGUUUGUUGUUCCGAAUGUCAUCUCCAAAGAACUUUGGCCUCCCACCCCGCAAGCACAAUGGGACGAUGUGGUUAUUUUGGGACCAUGGGCGUUAUACCAAUCAUAUGGGGACACCGACAUUCUCCGCCGACAAUACGACAGCAUGCUAGCUUGGAUCGAUAGAGGCAUUCAACGCGGUCCGGAUCGUCUUUGGGACCCCGAUGUGUGGCAACUAGGCGAUUGGCUUGACCCGACGGCACCGCCAGUCGAACCCGGGGAUGCCCGGACGAAUGGGACGUUGGUGGCAGAUGCAUUCUUGGUGCGUAUUACCUCUGUGAUAUCGCAGAUCAGUCAAAUAUUGGGAGAAAUCGCGGACUCCAAGCGAUUCAGCCAAGAUCUUGAACGGUUGAAAACUGCCUUCCAAACCAAAUACAUCGCACCAUCUGGCCUGCUAGUAGGAGAUACCCAAACAGCCCUAAGUCUUGCAAUCAUGUUCGACCUCCAUGCUACGGCCGAGCAAGUGAAAGUCGCUGCAAACCGGCUAGUUAAUCUAGUACGCCUCGCACAAUUCAGGGUAGCCACCGGGUUCGCGGGAACGCCCAUCAUCACCCACGCCCUAACAAAGGGCGGCUAUCCACAAAUGGCAUACAGAAUGCUGCUCGAGAAGCGCUGUCCAUCCUGGAUGUACCCGAUAACCAUGGGUGCCACGACAAUGUGGGAACGGUGGGACAGCAUGCUUCCCGACGGCUCGAUUAACCCAGGCGAGAUGACGAGUUUCAACCACUACGCCUUUGGCUCGAUUAUUAACUGGCUUCAUAGCACUGUGGCAGGUAUUAGCCCCUUACUGCCGGGUUGGAAGGAGAUCAGGGUGCAUCCGAUCCCCGGCGGGAAUAUUACAUCUGCGGAGGCGGUUCAUGAGACGCCGUAUGGGCGGUUGGAAUGUCGAUGGAAGAUUGAGACCGACGAGGGGGUUUUUAUGUUGGAUCUUCUUGUUCCGCCAAAUUCGAGGGCAUUGGUCACUUUGCCUCGCGAUGAGAAGUUGAGCGGACAGCAUAAUCGGGAGCAGCAGGAGGGGACACGGGUUGGGUCUGGACGGCAUCGCUUUGAGGUGCCCUUUGACUGGAGCAAGUACAGUAGUGACUGGCCGCCGAAACCUAGGAUCCCUAUUAUGAGACAGCCGGAACCGGAUUGUAUUGCCUGA